Messenger RNA from Anopheles marshallii, 3093 nucleotides. RefSeq names its product serine-rich adhesin for platelets-like. NCBI's taxonomy places the organism in Eukaryota, Metazoa, Arthropoda, Insecta, Diptera, Culicidae. Gene Ontology annotation, molecular function: DNA-binding transcription factor activity, RNA polymerase II-specific; RNA polymerase II cis-regulatory region sequence-specific DNA binding. The record is from RefSeq and is a predicted model, not a curated record. The coding region runs from base 1 to 3093 and encodes 1030 amino acids. The transcript is spliced from 2 exons. Gene Ontology annotation, biological process: regulation of transcription by RNA polymerase II.
AUGCCUCGCUGUUACAUCGUGAAAAAGCAACAUCCUCCAGCGAUGCCGGCGUACCGGAAUCGAACCACGGUGGUAACAGCCACCGGUGGCACCGGCAACCACCAGCAGCCACAGCAGCAGCAACAUCAAACGGCCACGCGACAGGUGCUGGUGGUCAACGGGAAAGCGCUCAAGGAGCAGAGCGAACAGGGCCGUACCGGUGCGAUAAGGUCGGGCGGUAGAAGUGUUGGGUUGGGUGGUGGUGGUAGCAGUGCCUUGGGAAAUGUUAUUGUGAAAAAUGGAAAAGAGCCAACGGGCGGCAACAAUCUCGUGCUGCUGAACAGUGUAAGUGUCAUUAGUGGCGGCCCGGCCGGUAGCGGCGGAGGCGGCGUGCUGGAGGCGAACAAGCACGAGAGCAGCAACGGUGGAAAGGCAGACAGUGUGGGCAGUGUUAGUUUUACGCUGGCGAACGGUACGGGCGGUGGGGCCGGCAUUGUGCAGCGGAAGGACGAUUCGAGUGGCCCGGUCAGUCCGACCGAGGGCUGCGUUGCGCCGAUCUAUUACACCAACAUUUCCGAGAGCAAGAGCGGAUUUACCAUACCGCUCAGCGACUUCCGAACAUUCAAAUGUGGGCCAAACAGCAACAGCAACACCAAUAUAAUCAAUGUGAAGACCAACUCCUCCCGGCAUCUGUCGGUAAGUGCUUCCUCUAGCGCCAGCAGCCACCCGGACGCGAACGCCACCGCUGCACCCGGUCCGAUCGUAACGAUUCGUGCGGCAGCCUCCGGGCACGGUACUGGCACCACCUUCGUCACCAGCGGCCAGCAGCAAGUGCUGCUCGCAUCGAUAGGCGCCAAAUCUGGCCGUAAUAAUCCUAAUUAUGGCAUCGGCAGUAACAAUAAUGGGCCGAACCGGCGCGAUGGCACCGGGGUCGAGCUGCUGGCCAGCCCAACACCGUCACCAUCGAGCGGUGCCACACCGAUCGGGACGACCACGGUGCCGACUUCGACGACGAUGGCGACGCUAAUUUAUGCCGAAGCAACCCCCGUUGCGCCGAUUGUAGCGGCGGCCGCUGCAGCUCAAGUGUCCGAUAAGAGGCAAGAUAAAUCAUCGCUCGUUCCACCGUACCACAGGUCCGUAACGGCGGCUGCAACAACAACAGGUCGACAACAGCCAUCGCUGCUACUGCAAACUCCCGCGCCCGGCACGCAACACACUGCUCAGCAACAGCAUCGUCGGGAGCAGCAACAGUCAAGUACCGCCAUUUUCCAGCCACAGCAAACACCGGCCCCAGCCCCGGCGUGCGAGCCAUCCUCCGGGUACGAUACCACAGCGGCCAUAUUUCGCGAUCGCAGCAUAGAAGAAACGGAAGCCGCACAUGAUUUAUUGUCACUGUCGCAGAGCUUGCCGCCUCUGACUGCGCCCUGCGUUGUUACGAUUCUACAUCCUUCGGGCAGUUCUGCAUCCUCGGACCCGCUGCCACUGGCGGAACCGGCCAGUCCCGCACUGCGCCCCAACACCCUGACCAAUGGAGCACAAAAUCAUCUGCACCAGCCGAACACCGUCGGCCCGGGUGGCAUCAUCAGCAUCGUGGAGGCGGCAUCGGCAGCUAAUUACCAGUGUCCGCCCGGAUCGGGUCCAAUCUCGAUGAUAAUACCCUGCUACGAGCUAACGACAACGAUGUCCACCUCAGCGCACAGCGACGGUGAAAGCGCAACAACGAUAAAAACCAUCUCGCCACCACCGACCGGCCCGCUGACGCCGCCCACGUCCGAGCACUCGUCCGACACGGAAUGCUCCGGCAGCUCCGUUUCGCCCGGCACCUCCUCAUCAUCUUCGUCCUGCUCAUCGUCGAGCGUGUUCUCCUUCGUACACUCAAGUUCCUCGUCAAUCGCUUCCAAACAUUCACCAUCACGCUCAUCAAACUGUACGCCCCCGGCCACGGAGGGCUCCGGUUGCGCACCUACCGCCCGCAGAGCGAGCCGUCGACCACAGCCACCAUCAACCAGCAGCUCCGUCACAUCGGUGAUUGUCAAUGGUUCAACACUUUCGGCCAGCACAACGGCAUCGUCGGCGGGCACUCGCAAGCACAAAUCUUCCACAGCCGCUCCGGGGCAACCUGCGGCCAAAGUUCCCAUACUGUCGAGUUCCAGCACCAAGGUUGUUGUGUCCGUGCCGGGGCAAAAGAUGUCCAGCAGUAAGGCGGCGGAGCUCUACACCUAUGAUGAUCUCAUCUCCAGCGACGGUCGAUCGAAAAACCGUAAGAAGGCUUCCAAGGACACUGUGCAAGCUCAGGCGGCAGCCGGAGCUGUGUCUGCAACAAACUCCUCCAAACCGGGACACUGUCCUCCGGCGGCUCCAAAGGUGGACGGCUCAGAGCAGCCUACCGCCGACUGCGAUUCGGCCGGUGAAUCUUCGAGCGCUCCGAGCGGUGGUUCGAAUGGAAAGGGCAAAUACAAGUGUCCCGAGUGUGGUAAACAGUACGCCACGUCCAGUAAUCUCUCGCGCCACAAGCAAACGCAUCGGAGUCUUGACUCUCAGUCGGCUAAAAAGUGUGUUACCUGCGGCAAGGCGUACGUCUCCAUGCCCGCCCUGGCAAUGCAUCUGCUGACGCACAAGCUAUCGCACAGCUGCGGCGUUUGUGGCAAGUUGUUCUCGCGACCCUGGCUCCUGCAGGGCCAUCUACGGUCACACACGGGUGAAAAACCGUACGGUUGCGGUCACUGCGGUAAGGCGUUUGCCGAUCGGUCCAAUCUGCGGGCGCACAUGCAGACCCACUCCACGGACAAGAACUUCGAGUGCAACCGGUGCCACAAAACGUUCGCGCUCAAGUCGUACCUCAACAAGCAUCUGGAGUCGGCCUGCUACAAAGAUGACGAUCCGAACGGCGGUACGCCCGGGGGGGGUGAGAACUCACCCAUCACGAUGAUCGGUGGACGGAAGAUCUUCCACAGCAGCCAGGACAUCGAUCGGGACGAGUAUGCGAUGCGAAUGGCAAGCGGUAGACAGAACUUUCACAACGAUGACAGCUGCUCGACCACCACGAUCGAUGUGGUUACGGCCGAUCCGGGAGAUGACGACGAUGAAGAAGAUAUCGAUAUCAUAACGACGUAA